Funneliformis mosseae is the source of this 165-nucleotide messenger RNA. Lineage: Eukaryota; Fungi; Glomeromycota; Glomeromycetes; Glomerales; Glomeraceae. The record is from the annotation of a GenBank genome assembly.
GAUGAAAAAUGUUGGGGUAACGUUAUUCAUGAUGACGAUUAUUUCGUCAUGAAAGCAUUCCAAACUUUCUUCAGUUUUUAUAAUUAUCGACAACAAAAGGGUUUGAAAGAAUUCAAUCCUUUUGGAAAGGAAAACGGAUUAUCGUUUACAAAAAUUUGGAGAUAA